CAUGUUUGGUUUUAAAUUUAGAGACGUGCAGUUUGUUUCCUGAUUGAAAUUUAUAACGCAUGAGUCCAAGGAAAUUUUGAAAAUUGCUCGAAUAUUGAAUUAAAUCCACAUGCUACAAUUUUGUAUCUUAAAAGGAAAUGACGGACACAGAAGCUAAGGUCCAUUUUCGAGUCAUCCGAUUUAUUCAUGAGGCUGGGUUAAGGCUGCACAUGACCUCUGUUUCGUUGGCUACAGCGUCAGUCAUCUAUCACAAGUUCUUCAGAGAGAACUCACUCCAACAGUAUGACCCUUAUCUGAUUGCUACAACAGCCUUGUACUUGGCUGGAAAAGCUGAAGAACAGCAUAUCAAAAUACGCGACAUUGUCAAUGUCUGCUACAGGACGUUACAUCGCAGUAAGCCACCGCUGGAAAUGGGAGAAGCCUUCUGGUCUCUCCGAAACACCGUGUCCAACUGUGAACUGUUUGUACUUAGAAUGCUGCAGUUCAAGAUCUCUUUCCAACAUCCACACAAGUAUCUCCUUCAUUACCUGAAAUUCCUAAAGGACUGGUUUGAACCUUACAAAUGGGAGACAACCCCUAUAGCAAGAAGUGCCUGGACAUUUCUAAAAGACAGCUACCAUGGAACUCUGUGUUUGCGACACAAACCCCAACACAUUGCUGUCGGAUUAAUCUACAUGGCCCUGCAGUGUCAUGGCGUAGAGGUGCCUCUUCAGACCAAUGUCGCAGUUCCCUGGUGGAAGGUACUCACUGACGACAUCACUGAAGACAUGAUAAAAGACAUCAUAGAAGUCACGAUAUGGACAUACGACCUGGAAACGAUGGCGACUUCUUGAUAGAUUUGGAUUCAUUGUGUGUAUAGGAGAAAGAAUGUUGACAUAAACUGUCAAUCUCAAGUGGAACUUGACCCGAUCAAAUUAUCUGACUGUGAGUUAGGCUGACGUGCAUGUGAACUAUUGUAUGAUUGAAAACCCUCCACAUUGUUUUGUGUGUGGUAUCUCUCAGAAGUCAAGGCGUGUAUGAUGUUUGUAAGGAAGUUGUCUGUCGACACCAUGAAAUUUUAAUCUUAGAAUGUAUCAGUCAGAACUCCUAAGAUAGGUAGGUAGAGAAGAGGGCGUGUCCAAUCAAUUUCUGGGUCAAAAGGUCAUAGACAAAAAUCCUAGUAAUCUGUGGAUGCUCAUGUACAUGUUUUGCUGAUUUUAUAAAGAUGUUUUUUAAUUUGUAUUUAAACUUUUUGUGUUCAUAUUCAAUAAAAUACAAAUGUCA
Molecule: messenger RNA, 1263 nt
Organism: Ostrea edulis (European flat oyster)
Lineage: Eukaryota; Metazoa; Mollusca; Bivalvia; Ostreida; Ostreidae
Product: cyclin-Q-like
Exons: 6
Coding region: 138-833 (231 amino acids)
Biological process (GO): regulation of transcription by RNA polymerase II
Cellular component (GO): nucleus
Molecular function (GO): cyclin-dependent protein serine/threonine kinase regulator activity
Source: RefSeq, a predicted model, not a curated record